Rhincodon typus (whale shark) is the source of this 1049-nucleotide messenger RNA. RefSeq names its product ribosomal RNA processing 7 homolog A (gene rrp7a). The record is from RefSeq and is a predicted model, not a curated record. The transcript is spliced from 2 exons. Gene Ontology annotation, biological process: rRNA processing; ribosomal small subunit assembly. Bases 50 to 325 code for a protein of 91 amino acids. NCBI's taxonomy places the organism in Eukaryota, Metazoa, Chordata, Chondrichthyes, Orectolobiformes, Rhincodontidae. Gene Ontology annotation, cellular component: UTP-C complex; CURI complex.
GGACAGGGGACAGUCCAGGUCAAUCGCUCUUUGUUCUCAGUUACAGGCGAUGGCGGAAGCUGAAGAGGGCGUCCCAGAUGAGGACGGCUGGGUGAAGGUGACCCGCAGGGGCCGACGUCCCGGGAUCCCACGGACUGAGGCAGGAAACCUACGGCUGAUCCAACGGGAGAGACAGAAACGGGCUCAGAGAGAGCUGCUCAACUUCUACAGCUGGCAGCACCGAGAGGCCAAACGGGAACAUAUCGCUCAGCUUCGGAGGAAAUUUGAGGAGGAUAAACAGAAGAUUGCUCUAAUGAGAGCCCAGCGCAAAUUCAAACCCUAUUGAUGGUCUCACAGCUUUUCUGAGCUUGACAUUGUUGUGGGGACAGCUGUUGGUCAUUGAGGGGAUGGGGAGGGGCUCGUUGGCUGUGUUUCUGAAAGUGGAACCUCUGAGUCUGUUCUCAACUGCAAUAAACUUCAGUAUUUCAGAGAUGGAACUCAGUGGUUGCCAUCUGUCAGGCCAGUCAACUGUGGAGGGGUCGGGGGUGACGGAUUGGGGUUUAAUACACGGUGAAUUCUACAGUCAGCCACCAGCCUUGUAUAUUCUCUUUCUCAUUUGUACUGCUGACAAGCAAUCUGUUCCACAUCCUCUGGAUACCUUCUCCUCUGUCCAUCUUCUAUCCGCCUCCCCCUCUCUCCCUAUUUAUUUCAGAUCCCCCUCCCCCUCCCCCUCCCCCUCCCCCUUUUCUGAAGAAGGGUCUAGGCCCAAAACAUCAGCCUUCUGGCUCCUCUGAUGCUGCUUGGCCUGCUGUGUUCAUCCAGCUUUACACCGUGUUAUCUCAGAUUCUCCAGCAUCUGCAGUUCCUACUAUCUCAGCAGCGAUCAGAAUGGUUUUGGAUCAAUUUCAAUUCACUUGAUUUGAGUGGGAGUUUUCCCUCUGUGAGAGUUACCUGCUGAUCAAAAUGUUUCCUCUUCACAUUGUGUGUUCUGAAUGUUUCAGUGUUUUGUUCCAAUAAGAUAUGGUUUAGAGUCCCUAAGAUUUUUAUAAAUAAAUCCAGUCAUUUCUUAAA